GUUAAGAACAAAUCGUGAAAAACAAAAGAACAUUUACCAUGUGGCGUUCAACUCAAGUCAACACUGUUUGAUCUUUUGCUGUUACUUGUAUUGGUCUUUUACUGAAUUAACAAUUGAUUCUUUAUUCAAUAGAUGGCCAGUAAGAUAAAAAAAGCAGGCGGUGCUGAGCCGGAUGCGUUUGAAUUAUCUCUUGCUCAGGCACUUCUCGAUUUGGAACUAAACAGUGAUCUUAAAGCCCAGUUACAAGAGCUGUACAUCUCAAAGGCGAAGGAAUUAGAUAUUGCUGGGAGGAAGUCAAUUAUUAUCUAUGUUCCAAUGCCGCAAUUGAAGAGUUUUCAAAAAAUUCAGAUUCGCCUCGUCAGAGAGUUGGAAAAAAAGUUUUCUGGGAAGCAUGUUGUGUUUGUCGGAGACAGAAAGAUACUUCCAAAACCUACUAGAAAAUCAAGAAGAAAAUGCAAGCAAAAGAGACCAAGGAGUCGAACACUAACAUCAGUCUAUGAUGAGAUCCUUGAAGAUAUGGUUUUUCCUGCUGAAAUAAUCGGCAAAAGGAUUCGGAUGAGGCUUGAUGGUAGACAAAUCAUCAGAGUUCACCUGGACCGGCUUCAGCAAGUGAAUAUUGAACACAAGAUUGAUACAUUCAUUAUGAUGUACAAGAAACUGACGGGAAGAGAGGUUACAUUUGAGUUUCCACAACCAUAUAUUUAAAAGCAGUAGUUAUCUUUUACUAAGUCAAAAGUUUAUUUUGCAAAAUGUUUGUGGCAAAAUAAUUUAAUAAGCUUUUUUUAAACUAUUUUCAUAAUGGUUUUGUUAUAAAUGUAAUAUAUAUAUAUUUCGUCAUUAUUCUUUUUAAAUUUAAUUUAUUAGUUUAGCUUAAUUUUAAUUAUUAAACAGAACAUUAAUGUGAAAUAAUGAACAAAACAGAACUACUUUUGUGGUUAAAAUCUUACUUAAUUAAAGUACUACUCACUCUUGAUUUUAAUUGCUUUGUUUUUUUAUAAAUUUAUAUAUUCACUAGUCUAUAUAUGUUCCACAUAUCCAUCAUUCCUGACUCAACUUUGGUCUCCAGAAGGUCUUAACAAUGUCUCCAACUGAGUGGUAAUGCACAGAAACCUUUUUGCAUUAAAUUAGACUGUAUGAAUAAAAACUAUGAAAUGUUAAGCAAGAAUUUUAAGCUAUAUUUUGAUAUAUACUUCAUGGAGGGGAAAGUCAUAAUUAAUACAAUGGAGGUCAAUGUUCCGUUGAAUUUUCCUGAUGAGGUUAUUUUUUUAUAUUUUAGGUUGUUGAUAAACACAAUGAAAAUACAUAGCACAGGUGGCAACAACAGAAAGAAAAAAAAAUAAUGGGACUUACUCAUGCCAAUUUGUGUAUGAAUUAAAUUAGGGUAAAUAAAAUAAUGGCCACUUCUCUUUGCCUCCUCAUCUUCUUUUCCCCCCUUGCCAGGAACAGCUUCCUCCUCUACUCUACCAUUUUUAGGAAUAUCCCAUGAGAAACUACUUACAAAGUAAAGUGUUCUUACCAACCUUUUACUCUAGCCUCAUAAAUUUUACGUUUUUUGCUGGUAUAGUUCGUCCAGUGCAAAGAAAGCGAUCUCGAUCUUAAGUCCAUGAACUUGGGGACCCGAAACAUCUUGUAAUGAUUAUUUUUUAUUACUUUUGAGGCUCCAUAGUUCUUAAAGAUAUUUUAAUUUGAUUCAGAAUCUAUCUUGUACCUACAACUUAACUUCUUGCUUUCGUUACCCAUUUUUUCCCCCUUUCGUGUUUAAAUUUUUCUCUCUUCUAAACCUUUUUUCCUUUGUUUCUUAAUUUUUUUAAAAUUAUUUAGAAUAGCUACUUGUGACAAAUAAACCUAAAACAUAAAGUCACUGAUAAAUGACAUUUUCCCAUUAUUAUGGAUGUAUUAUAGCUCUCAUGAAAUCCACCUAUGUUUAGAUAGAUAAUCCUGUCUGGUCAGAGACGGCAACACGUUAACAUCUACUAUUUCUCAUAAUAUCGUAUACUU
Molecule: messenger RNA, 1998 nt
Organism: Nezara viridula (southern green stink bug)
Lineage: Eukaryota; Metazoa; Arthropoda; Insecta; Hemiptera; Pentatomidae
Source: the annotation of a GenBank genome assembly